Molecule: messenger RNA, 2138 nt
Organism: Rhinichthys klamathensis goyatoka
Lineage: Eukaryota; Metazoa; Chordata; Actinopteri; Cypriniformes; Leuciscidae
Gene: slc30a1b
Product: solute carrier family 30 member 1b
Exons: 2
Coding region: 502-1944 (480 amino acids)
Biological process (GO): detoxification of zinc ion; zinc ion transmembrane transport; intracellular zinc ion homeostasis
Cellular component (GO): Golgi apparatus; membrane; endoplasmic reticulum
Molecular function (GO): zinc ion transmembrane transporter activity; calcium channel inhibitor activity
Source: RefSeq, a predicted model, not a curated record
ACCUUGGAGUAAUUUUCAUUCAUUUGCACUGAUUGCUAUGAUUUGCAUUGUCUAACCGACAGCAGAAUGUGUUCUCGCUGACCAUGUGACUCCGACUCCAGCACACAGUUAUAUUCGGCCAAUGGGGACGCAUGGGCACUGCGCGUCCCCGCUCAGACCGUGUGGAGAAGUUUACCGGUCCGGGUGCAAAGUCUCAAGUUUCGUUUAACUUCUCCUGGAGAUUCACGAGCGUCUUUUAUUCCAUCCCCAGUCUAUGGCGGCCGGUGUUUCUCUCUAAUAAGUAUGAAUGAAUGUUUCGCUGCGCUGAAUUCUUUAGUGCGUCGCGCAACUGAUAUUUCGCGAGUUGCCAAUAGCAACAGCAUUUACGCGUUUAUUUUCAACAUUAAUCUCUUGUUUAUGACAAACGUUCAUUCCAUAGACAUCUAAAACCGUCUCUGUGUGUUAUUAUACAAGACUAUUCGCGAAUAUAAAUAUAAUUUUAUUUGCCGUUGAAGACAAAAAAUGGGUUUGGGACAGAACCGUGUGCGUUUGCUGUGCAUGCUGUCUUUAACGCUUGUGUUUUUCAUUGUUGAAGUUGUGGUAAGCAGGAUAACAGCAUCUCUCGCAAUGCUGUCAGACUCUUUUCAUAUGCUGUCGGAUGUAAUAGCCUUGAUAGUGGCUUUGAUUGCCGUGAGUUUUGCGGAGACAACUCAAACCACAAGUAAAAACACGUUUGGAUGGAUCCGCGCAGAAGUGAUGGGAGCUUUAGUGAACGCCGUGUUUUUGACGGCCCUCUGCUUCACUAUUCUGUUGGAAGCCGUCGAGCGCUGCACGCUGCCUCAUGAGAUCGAGAAUCCACGAGUGGUCAUUUGGGUUGGCGUUGCUGGUCUACUGGUCAAUGUACUUGGUCUUUUUCUGUUCCACGGACACGCAGGGUUUGGAGGGCACGGGCACUCUCAUGGUGGUCACUCUCAUCGGGGACACGGACACUCUCAUGGUCACAACACAAAAAGCAGACAUUAUGAAAAACCAAAGGCGCAUAAAGAGGAACACAAUCUUAUGAUAAACAGCAGCAGUUCUCAAGGAGAUCAAACUUCAGAUCUGAAAUCAGACAGCCUGAACAUCAGAAUCCCGGCCAACGGCUCAUUGGAGGACCUGGAUCACAGUUCUGACUCCCAGUUGAACAUGCGUGGAGUGUUUCUGCACGUGCUUGGCGAUGCAUUAGGUUCCGUCAUUGUGGUAGUCAACGCCUUGAUUUUCACUUUUGUGUGGACGCCAUGCCAAAGCGACGAAAUCUGUUUCAACCCCUGCCGUAGCACCCACUUGACUGAACAUCAACAUGUUAAUACCACAGUCCUGCUGAGCAUAUCCAAACCGCACGACAGGAGCCCAAGAACCGUAUCUGUAGCUGGACCAUGUUGGGUGCUUUAUCUGGACCCAAUGCUAUGUCUAAUAAUGGUGUGUAUUUUGCUCUACACAACUUUUCCUCUCCUAAAGGAGUCGGCUCUGAUCCUCCUACAAACGGUACCCAAACAGAUCGAUCUGCACAAGCUGAAUGGGAAACUACGGAGCCUGGAUGGUGUUAUAGCCGUUCAUGAACUGCACAUCUGGCAGCUGGCUGGGUCUCGCAUUAUUGCAACCGCUCACAUCAAAUGCGCAGAUCCAGCUACUUACAUGGACAUAGCCAAACGCAUUAAAGACAUUUUCCAUGAUGAAGACAUCCAUGCUACUACUGUCCAGCCAGAGUUUUCUUCCAUUUCUGAAGGAUCUGGUGACUCCCGGUGUGAGCUUUCCUGUCAAAGUCGAUGCAAACCCAAACUAUGUUGUAAUCCGACUAAAAGGGCUAAGCCAGAGUCGGAGCUGACCAAGAUUAAAGGAAAGAACUGCAGGCAUGCUGUCGGAUGGGCUGAUCAGAAGGAAGUGGAGGAAACUGUACAUAGUACAGAGAUGGAAUCAACAGUUUAGGUCAAGAAGGACAUUAUAUUGCAUGAGUUGCACAUGACCACUUGCUCACAGUCGCAGGAAAUGUGGGAGAUUAGGGCAAUUGUCUGGAUUAUUUAAAAUCUUCUUAUUGCAUAAGUAUGUCUCAGAGUGUUGGUUUUGUUGAACCCAACAACAUUAGAUUCCAUGCUGUGUUCUGUAUAUAAACAUGAUAUAUA